This is a messenger RNA of Microthlaspi erraticum, 834 nucleotides long. The record is from the annotation of a GenBank genome assembly. Lineage: Eukaryota; Viridiplantae; Streptophyta; Magnoliopsida; Brassicales; Brassicaceae.
AUGGUGAGAGGACAUCUUUUUGGUUCGAUACAUGGUCUCCUUAAUUUGGGUCCGCUGAUAGAUGUAACAGGUGAAAGAGGUUUCAUAGACAUGGGUAUAUCUCGACAUGCUACUGUUUCUCAGGCUUUAGCUACGAGAAGAAGGCGACAGCACCGCUCUAGCUCUCUAAACCAAAUUGAAAAUCUUCUCCAUACGCUCCGCGCUCGUGGUGAAGUGACAAAUGACGACAUCCCCCUGUGGAAGCUAACCGGUGAUGAGUAUAGACCUCUGUUUCAGUCAAAUAAGACUUGGAUGCUAAUUAGAGAAAAUGGGGUUGAGAACAGUUGGCACCGAGGAAUCUGGUUCCGCCAUUCCACCCCAAAAUAUGCUUUUUGUGCUUGGCUUGCUAUACACAAUAGACUGUCAACAGCGGACCGAAUGCAGAGCUGGAACACUGGAACGAAUACAACAUGUAUCCUCUGUCAGGACCCAAUGGAGACACGAGACCACCUCUUCUUCUCCUGCGGUUACUCGGCAGAAAUAUGGGAUGCGCUCAGCAAAGGUCUGCUCAAACGACGACACACUACAAGUUGGACCAGUCUCCUCUCAAUCAUAUCAGAUACAAGCCAAGAAAAGACCACUCUUUUCCUUGUUCGGUACGUCUUUCAAGCAACUCUGCAUAGCAUCUGGCAAGAGAGGAACUCGCGCCGCCAUGGCGAAAUCCCGACACUCCCGCGCCAACUGAUUCAGAUCAUUGACAAGAAUGUACGCAACAGAAUCCAAGCCGUAAGAAGCAUGCGGGACACCAAGUACGAAGACGCACUUCAAACCUGGUUUGGAGCUCGCUCAAUAUAG